AUGGCGCGCAAUUUCCGCGGCGCUGCUGUGCUUCUUUUUUGUGGAAUGAUGAGUUGCUUUGUCGGAAUACUCAAGGAGCCGCUCAUGCCGCGCAGUAGUGUUUUGAGGUACGGCUGGGCGGACAAAGAUUGGAACUGGGGCUCUCCCUUUGGUACCGCACAUGAUGAGGCAAUGGCACUUCGAGAACGUUUAGAUACUCGGGAGCAGCGGGCAAGCUGGGCCCAACGGCUGGAAUCUGGUGAGGUGGAUUUGGAGGAGAUGAAGUUGGCUUUGGGUCUUCGCAUCCAGCAUGCUGCGCGAGCUGGCAUGGAUGGAGAUGGUGCCGGGUGGACCCUGAUGCAGGACAUGGCGGCCUGCAAGUACGAAGGCUCCGACGGGCCAAAACUCUUGAAGGAGGACCUUGAUCAAUUAAUUUCGGCCAUCUCAGGGAACUCGAAGGACUUUUCCUCAAAAGAUGUCAUGAACAGUGGAGCAUUGGCGCUCAAAGCCAUGGGCUUCAUGGAGGGUGGCCGAAUUGUUCUGGGUGCCACUUUGUCACCUGUGAGACAGCGCACAAAGUGCAAUGUGAAAAG
Molecule: messenger RNA, 572 nt
Organism: Cladocopium goreaui
Lineage: Eukaryota; Dinophyceae; Suessiales; Symbiodiniaceae
Source: the annotation of a GenBank genome assembly